Messenger RNA from Brassica napus (rape), 917 nucleotides. RefSeq names its product 60S ribosomal protein L18-2. The transcript is spliced from 5 exons. NCBI's taxonomy places the organism in Eukaryota, Viridiplantae, Streptophyta, Magnoliopsida, Brassicales, Brassicaceae. Gene Ontology annotation, molecular function: structural constituent of ribosome; RNA binding. Bases 121 to 684 code for a protein of 187 amino acids. Gene Ontology annotation, cellular component: ribosome; cytosolic large ribosomal subunit. The record is from RefSeq and is a predicted model, not a curated record. Gene Ontology annotation, biological process: translation.
GCUAAGAGUUUUGGGCCCAUAGUGGAAAUAGAAAACCCUACAAAAUCAAAGCUUAGAUUCAUCACUCUCUUGCAGAAUCUUCGACCGCGGCGGCACCACCACAUCCCCAGGGAGGCCAUAAUGGGAAUUGAUUUGAUUGCUGGAGGUAAGAGCAAGAAGACCAAAAGGACAGCUCCUAAGUCCGACGAUGUCUACCUCAAGCUUACCGUCAAGCUUUACAGGUUUCUGGUAAGGAGAACACAGAGCAAGUUCAAUGCAGUGAUUCUGAAGAGGCUUUUCAUGAGCAAAGUCAACAAAGCUCCUCUCUCUCUCUCCAGACUCGUCGAGUUCAUGACUGGCAAGGAAGAUAAGAUUGCUGUCUUGGUUGGAACCAUAACCGAUGAUUUGAGGGUACACGAGAUCCCAGCUAUCAAGGUUACUGCCUUGAGGUUCACGGAGAGAGCCAGAGCUCGCAUUGAGAAAGCUGGUGGUGAAUGCUUAACCUUUGACCAGCUUGCUCUCAGAGCUCCUUUGGGACAGAACACUGUUCUUCUUAGAGGACCUAAGAACUCACGUGAAGCUGUGAAGCAUUUUGGUCCUGCUCCUGGUGUGCCACACAGUCACUCCAAGCCUUAUGUUCGGUCCAAGGGAAGGAAGUUCGAGAAGGCCAGAGGAAAGAGGAAGAGCCGUGGAUUCAAGGUUUAAGGACAUUGUCUGCGUCUUUGAACUUGUUUCUAGAGUGUUGUUGCUUCUUGACUUUUGUUAUAGAAUCGUGUCUUUUGUUGCCAUUUUCAGACAAUAUUUUAAGAUUGUCUCUACUGGAUUAAUUGUGUACUUAUUGCACAUUGUGCUGCACCAUGGAUACAAACCAAACUGACUUUAGGUUUUGUUUCUUGGUUCAUAUUGCACACUCAAACACAAACAUUUUGAUUUGCAUA